CGUUCAUUAUGCUUGAAUUUAAAAUUUAUAAUUAACUGACGCCAACAUGAAGUUGAUGAAGUGGAUGGAAUUACACUUUGGGCGUUCACGCCGCAAAUGCAAGAAGGGAAAGACACAAGAUCCACCGUCAGACAGCCAAGAAUACAUCGGGUGUUUAACCAUAGAUGAUGAGAUCCCUUCUGAAUUUCCUGGCUUGGACAAUAUAUUUUCUCAUACUAUUAAUCCCAGAGGUUGUCUAACACCUCAGCUUCCCAAUAAAAAGAACAAGAAACCCGUUAACAUUAGAACCAGCUUUCUAGAUCUAGCAGUUUUGCCAGACACCAACUCACCUCGUCAGAGAUCUAGGAUAAAAACGAAUCCCUGGCUACCAUCACGUGGCUCCAUCUCUAGUUCUAUGAGUAGUGGCUCCCAGUCGUCCAGCACCUCUGAAAACUCGGAGAAUUGUGAACUAGUAAUGAAACCACCUGGACCAUGGGCCUCGCUUUCGUUUCUUCCAAGUGGUCGAGAAUAUAGCCCUCUACCGGCAAUUCGAAGAAUCAGGCUACUGGAAUGGAGCUCGGCAGAUAACAGUCGGCUUCCAUGUUCUCCCGUAUUUUCUAACUUUAAGUUGAACGAGCAAUCCAGCCUACGACGAAUGAUCGCAACGCCAAUAUCUCAGCUGGACUCUAGCGCCAGCCUAGAGAAUGAACCCAGCAUUAGACCAGAAAUCAACUCUACAAACAUCGAUACGUCAGCAGAUUCUUUUUACAAAAAGUGGUUUCUAGACCCUAAUCUGGAAGUUGAUGAAGCUUUUUCAGAAGAUUACCAAUUAUCGGAAGAUGGUGAUUCUGUGCCCACAGUAAGCCCUACAGUUGCAAGCAGUCCACAAGCAGAUAGUGCCUGUGGCAGCUGUAGCACCACGCCUCUUUCAGAGACUGCACAAGACCACCUAGAAAAGCCUGAUUUUGAGGAAUCACUGGACGAAAAGAUGGUAAGGCUACAAGCUCAACGUCAGCAAAUGGCAGAGAAAAUGACCGCAGCCCGCCAGGAUGACCAGCAAAGACAAGAAGAAGCUGUCCGUCUUCAGCAAGAGCUUCUGGAUUACCGAAGAGCUCUGCUGCUACGAACUCUUCAAGGAUUGCGGAAUCGUCUUGAACAACAAGGUGAGAGGCUUCAGAGGGCUUAUGGCGCCACUGUAGAAAUGAAGAUGAAAUUUAAAGAUAAUACUUGGGCCGAAGAAAUAAAUUAAUGAAAAUAGAAAAACUGUACUUACAAAUAUCUUACCCCUUAAAAAAAAUUUACAAUGAAUACUGUGACUUCACAUUUCUCCAAAUCAUUCUACAAAUUUAAUUUAUUCUCACUUUUGUAGAACAAGUUGUUGCUGUUGUUGUUUUUACCGCAAAUCUACACAAUGGAUUAUUUGCGCUCUGUCUAUUGUGGAGAUUCGAUUUUAGCUUUGUAAGUCUGUAAACUUAAUGGAACAAGUCUGAGAUGUUGUAACUUCUUAUCUUAUAACUAGCAUAUUCAUCUCCAACGCCUACCUUUGUAUUAUUCAAGCUAGUUAGCCACUUUGUAGUUUAAAGUAGAUUUUUAUUGUAGCUGGUAAUUAAAAAUCCAUUUUUUCCCAACUCUAAUCCCGAUCACAAACCUUAUUUAUGAUUUUCAAAGUUAUCGCAUUAACAAAAAAUGCUAAAAUUGCUGAUUUCUACAGUGGAUAAACAAAUUUAGUUCUCAUGCUGAUGAACAGUGAUUUAAUUCAAGUUUAUUCUUAUCAGUUCUUUCUAGAUCUGGUACAUGCCUCUUCCUUCUCAACGUAAACAUACUUCAUAUAUGGUUCCACUACGCCAUUCUGGACAGAUUUCAGUCUAAUUGGUUCUAUUAUUUAGAAACCAGGUGUAGUCUCAUUUUUUUUCCACGUAAUUCGUUUUUUUAAUUGAUAUUUUGAAAGCUUCUUCCAAUAGCGACGUUUGGCUUCAUUCUCCUUAAUUAAUCUCCCUCGAACACGUUCCUAAACCAUCUAAGAAGCGCCUAAUCAUUAAACAUGCGUACUACAGGUGUCAUAAUGUUGUAUUACUGCAGAUUUUCUCGUUAAUUAGUAUUACUCUGUAGUUAUAUGAUAAACAUUAUGAAACGUUAAGAUUUUUACAUUUAAUAGCAUUCUUUAAAUGUUGCAAAAUUCCUCAUGUUCUUUCUAGGAAUACUUUAUACAAGUCAAGGUGUUUGUGUAGAAUAUAAUAAGCUUUAAAAAUUAAAAGCUUUAUAUGUAUUACUAGUCGUAGCACAAACAUUUAAAACGUAAUAGAAAAACGUUAGUGAAAUGGAAUUCUAUUCAAUCUGUGAAUUUUGUGUAGUUCUUUAAAAUCCUAUUAUAUUUCAGAACGUAGGGUUAGAACAAAUGUGAAUACCCUUAUCUUUCUUUAUGUGUUUUUAAGCAACAAUAACGAUGUAGUAUAAUAACGUAGAAACCUUUAGGAUAUCAAAUAAAGUUAAGGUUUAAUUUCAGAAUAUUAAUUACCAUAUUGUUAACAGAACAAUGUUUCUUGGUAGUGGAACAGUUACGCAUUGUUAAUAGAACAAUGUUUCUUAGUAGUAUGACAAUUAUUGCAUUAUUAAUAGAACAAUGUUUCUUCGUAGUAUGACAGUUACUGCAUUGUUAAUAGAACAAUGUUUCUUAGUAGUGUGACAGUUAGUGCAUUGUUAAAGAACAAUGUUUCUUAGUAGUGUGACAGCUACCGCAUUACUUACAGAUCAAUGGUUAUUGGUAGUGUGCUAAAUAAAUUAUCUCAGUGUAAUCUUGUAAUCAUUAUAGCACACUCGGUGAUCUCUAUCUUCUCGAUAAUCUUUUGGUCUUUCCAGGAAUUAAAAAAUUGUAGAGACAUCUUAAGAAUACGGCCGAAAUUAUAAGUAAAUUAAUCAAAAUUUUCCUCUGUUUUUUGUGUUCAAAUGAAUUUCCGCACGACGCUGUAAUGAUAGUCACACACACAAAAGCAGAAAGGCAACACCUAAUUUGAUAUAUUUUAAUUCAAGCGAAUUUAAGAUAAAGUUUUUCGUCAGGUUUUGCGUCAGAGAUACAGUGUAUUUCAUAAUGAAACAUAAAUAUUCUUUAGAAAUAGCAUAUGCGGGAAAGAACUCGAUAACGAAGCCUUCCUUCUCGAUUUUAUCAUUACCUUUAUAAAUGAGAAACUAAAGGCUUCCUUCUACUGCAAACCUACAAAGAAAUAUCUUUGUGUUGUUUACAGGUAACUUAAUUUAACUACAACAAAGGUUGCCAUUCUUAAAUGACAGUUCAUAAGUCUUAGAAGAAUUUGCUCAAUCAAUGAAAUAUUUCCCACAGUUUCAGGAGAGACAAUACUCCAAUAAAUGAAUAUCCAAGGCUAGAAACGAUCCUUUUUUUUUCUCUCAUACAAAGAUUUUACGGACCAAAUAAUAAUCUAACUUGAUAGAUAUCUUCAAUCAAGGAAAAGAGAAAUUUAAUAGGCUACAUUCCACUUAUUUUGACCAAAGAAGGAAAUGAGCUAAUAGAAACCAUCCCACUAAUUUGGACCAAAGAAGAGUCCCACUCAGCAGACUCAUUCAUUUUUAAUAUCCCACCUCUUAAACUACCAAAUUGAUUUAAUAAUUUCCCAUCAUUUUAAUACAUGAAAUGUACAUUCAAAUCUACAUUCAGUUUUUUUUUACAAAGAGUCUUUCUGAUUUGUCAUAAGCGCAAACAAAAUUUAAAGUAAACAUGUGUUAACUCUUUGCAAAAUGAGACUUGUACGAAACACAUGUAUGUAAACAACAACGAAGCCAGGCAAAAUUAUACCUCAUGCGUGACCGCGUGGACUCCAGUAUACUAAUGAAAAGAUUGACGAUCUCUGUCAACAUUCAAGGACAAUACAGUUGUAUGUAUGGCUUUAUGGUAUUCGAUGCACUAAACAGAACAUACUUUAGAUAAGUAAAACAUCACGCAACAUUUAUUAAACACCUUGGAUAAGACAAGUAAAAAAAUGGUGAUACUGACCUUCCAGUAUCGAGGGCGUGGACUCCAGUAUACUAAUGAAAAGAUUGACGAUCUCUGUCAACAUUCAAGGACAAUACAGUUGUAUGUAUGGUAUUCGAUGCACUAAACAGAACAUACUUUAGAUAAGUAAAACAUCACGCAACAUUUAUUAAACACCUUGGAUAAGACAAGUAAAAAAAUGGUGAUACUGACCUUCCAGUAUCGAGGAGCUUUAAUUCUGAUAAUAAUUACGUUACUGACAGUCACAUCCUCGUUCUGAAACGUAAUCUUCCGAAUACAAUUAUGAGAUGAAAAGAAGAGUGUAGGAUAAUAUAGACACAUGUGCGUGCGUAUUGUCUAUAUUAUGUGUAUACCCUUUUAUUUUAGUUAUACUUGUAUAUCCCUACUAGAAGAUCAAAAUUAUUAACUUCAUGUUUCAAUAACUCUCACACUGGAUUUAGUAUUAUUAUGGAUUAUUAUUGGUUUUGCGGGCACGUGCCGUAUAUAUGUUAAUUUUACAAAACACUUAUUUUCCGUAUUGUAACACGAGAUAAGUUUACAGUGAAACCUGACGAAACAUGAUCACCCGUAAAAUCGCUAAGUCGAAUGUUAGGACGAGAAGGUUGAUUUACUGCUGUGUAUAUACGUGGCUAUCUGAUGACUUCAUUUCUGUCAUGUACUUUUGAUAACGUGAAAAAUAACUCUACGUGCACAAUAAAACAUGCCACAGUAAAAAGACGUUUAUAAAUGUAGAUUGAGUUAAA
This is a messenger RNA of Limulus polyphemus (Atlantic horseshoe crab), 4725 nucleotides long. RefSeq lists its product as uncharacterized. The record is from RefSeq and is a predicted model, not a curated record. The transcript is spliced from 2 exons. NCBI's taxonomy places the organism in Eukaryota, Metazoa, Arthropoda, Merostomata, Xiphosura, Limulidae. Bases 47 to 1228 code for a protein of 393 amino acids.